Soboliphyme baturini is the source of this 647-nucleotide messenger RNA. The record is from the annotation of a GenBank genome assembly. NCBI's taxonomy places the organism in Eukaryota, Metazoa, Nematoda, Enoplea, Dioctophymatida, Soboliphymatidae.
AUGCUGGAGAAACUUAAAGGUUCGCAGUUUCGAUUCAUUAAUGAGAAACUUUAUUCGUGUUCAAGUCAAGAGGCGCAGGAGUGGUUCGGCAGUGACAAAAAUCUAUGCGCUGCUUACCACGAGGGUUACAGAAUACAGGUUUCGAAAUGGCCGAUAGAUCCAUUGGAUUUGAUCAUUACGGACAUCAAGAAAAUGCCUCGUUUCUACAAAAUUGCCGACAUGGGUUGUGGCGAAGCGAGGUUAAGCCAGAGUGUCAAACAGAAAGUCCACUCCUUCGACUUCUGCCAGCUCAAUGAUCGAAUUACCCCCUGCGACAUAUGUCAUGUUCCACUUGCAGAUGAAUCAAUGGACAUCGUUAUUUUUUGUCUGUCGCUUAUGGGUACGAAUAUAACUGACCUUAUAAUGGAAGGUCAUCGUAUUCUGAAAAAGAAUGGGUUGUUGAAAAUAAUGGAAAUCAUCAGUCGUUUCGAGUCAGACGACGAAUUUGUGAUGGCCGUCGAAGGUGCAGGAUUUCAACUCAACCAGAAGGUUAGUACUUUUAUAUGGCUAUUUAAUGUUCGUGGCAGUGUGCUAUGUUUUAUUUAUUUACUUUAUGCUUUCUUUGCGACACGGUCAUUCAGUAUAUCGAUGUUAGUAGUUGAAUAGCA